AUGUCAGAGAAGCGAUCUAAUAAGCGAUCAGAGGCCGCAGUAGCAGCAGCAAAGCAUUGGAGUAGUAAGAAGAGACAAAAGGAAAACACUAAUGGGCAAGAAAGCACGAAAAGUUCUGAGGAACAUCAGGUUGAUAUUGUAUCUUCUCCCAAAGAAGUUAUUGUGGUGUCGUCUGAAGAUGAGGCACUUGAUGAAAAAGACAAUAGAGAACCUAGUCAAAGUAUUGAAUUAAAUCGGUCCCAAAUAAGGCUCAUGAGUGAUCCGAGCUAUUCGUUACAUGAAAUAAAAAUUGAUAAUGAUGUGAAUAAGGACACGAUUCUGUUAUCUGAUUUAGUUGGUAGCAAAGAUUUAAAAGAGACCUAUCAGUUCAAUUUUAGCGUAGACUUGGAGUUUUUUCUUAUGCAUUUACACCCUGACAUGUCAAAAUAUCUGAGAAAAAUUACAUUUAUAACUGGGUCCAGGUUACUUGACGCAAAUGAACUGAUCCUGGAUAUUGCGUUUAUAAAGUCGAAGUUUAAUAUCAGUGAGUUGACAGCAGAUCUUCCAAUAAGGUUUGGAACUCAUCAUACAAAAUGA
Debaryomyces fabryi is the source of this 576-nucleotide messenger RNA. RefSeq lists its product as uncharacterized. The coding region runs from base 1 to 576 and encodes 191 amino acids. The transcript has a single exon. Gene Ontology annotation, molecular function: phosphoric diester hydrolase activity. Lineage: Eukaryota; Fungi; Ascomycota; Pichiomycetes; Serinales; Debaryomycetaceae. The record is from RefSeq and is a predicted model, not a curated record. Gene Ontology annotation, biological process: DNA repair. Gene Ontology annotation, cellular component: nucleus.